GAACCCUCUGUCCAUCGUCAUGUUGUGUCUCGUCUACCUCUGCAACGUCGCUUCUUCUGCUCGGUUUGCCUCUUUCUUCGCUUCUCGUGCUUCUGCAACCGGCUGUUUCAAAGCUUUGACGGCCCCUUUACGCUGGAGAAAUUCCUCCCAUUCUGCUCCGGCGACUAAAGAGACCCAGCCAAAGAGCGAUAUAACCAACGAGCAAAAGCAGAGCUGGUCUGUGUUUGAUAAAUAUCUGCUACUAUCUGGCCUGCUGCCCCCAUCCUCCAAUUCUUCCUCUUCAUCCUCACCUCUGCCCUCCUGGAUCUAAGCAAAAUGGACAUUUUCCAGCAAGAGCGUCGUACCUACAAGUAUGUUCACCAGCGUUUCUAUUUGUUUGCCCAGUUGUAUAUUAGCUUUUUUUGCCAUGUUAUUUGCUCCAUUCCUUAAUUACUUGAUCCCCUUCUGGUGCUCUUUGCUAAUUCAUAUACUAACUACUCCCGGUUUUCAGAGUCUAUAACCAAGAUUUUACAAUUGACAAGCGAUUCCAGCUAUCCAAAGAAUUGGGC
Ascoidea rubescens DSM 1968 is the source of this 548-nucleotide messenger RNA. RefSeq lists its product as uncharacterized. The coding region runs from base 20 to 310 and encodes 96 amino acids. NCBI's taxonomy places the organism in Eukaryota, Fungi, Ascomycota, Saccharomycetes, Ascoideales, Ascoideaceae. The transcript has a single exon. The record is from RefSeq and is a predicted model, not a curated record.